GCAAACAUCAUGUCGUCGGACUCAAGCUCUAGUUCGUCCGACUCUUCAUCAAGUUCAAGUUCGUCAAGUUCAUCUUCUUCAAGAAAAGACAGAGAUUACUCGGUGAAAUUUAAAUUCAACGAUACCAAGUCGACAGGUUUGUCAAGAUGGAUAGUUUCAGGUUUAGGAGAAGCUAAAGCUAAGUCAGCAAGAGAGAUUUUCAAGCCUAAGAUUAAGAAAAAUUCAAGCUUGUUAACUAACCCGUCGUUAGACGAAGCGUUUUAUAUUCGUCUAAAGAGUGUAAAGAAUUCAGCCGCAGCCAAGAACAACAUCGACCCACUAGAAAAAGUGUAUCGAAACCAGACUUACAAACUAAUCGAUGCAGUAAAACCUCUUAUGUUUUUAGCAAGCCGCAUAGGAAGGAAGAAGAAGUCAAGAAAAAUUACGCUCGCGGUUCGUGCAGCUCUUAAAUGGUGGGCAGUUCUCUACAACGUCACUACAGCCAGGCGCCGCAACAUUUUGUCGCAGAUAUAUCCUCAAAACAUCGGGCUUUUGGACAAUAAAGGUAUCUUGCCAGUGGGCGGCGAACUUCUUUUCGGUCCUAAAUUUGUGGAUGCUCUGGUGGAACAAGUCAACACCCUCAACAAACUCAACCAAGCGGGGAAAUCAGCAGCUCCACCACCCAACCAACCGAGACCAUCUACAUCUUCCGGAAGUAACGCUCAGAAUCGGAAUGUGCAAACUAGACUCGCUUUUUCCGAUUCUUUUGGGGGCCGUAUUGCGCGAUUCGCACAUGAAUGGUCUCAACUGACGCAAGACCCUUGGAUCCUAGCGACAGUGUGUAGAGGUUUUGAAUUGAAGUUUUUAUCGGACCCGUAUCAGUCUCAUGCUCCGUCCAAUGCCGUAAUGUCUCGUCAGCAAAAGGAACUCUGUGACCAAGAAAUCGUUUCCUUGUUCAAGAAGGGUGCCACAGUCAAAGCAGUCGGGCCGGGCAUAAGUAGCAUUUUUCUUAUCCCGAAAAAGACAGGUAGGCAUCGGCCAAUCAUCAACCUCAAGAACUUAAACAAAUUUCUAGUCGAGCAUCCAUUUAAGAUGGAAGGAAUUAGCACCAUCAGACACACCGUUAGGGAAGGGGAUUGGUUAGCUAAACUAGACCUAAAAGACGCCUAUCUGACAGUCCCAGUGUUUGAAGGUCACAGAAAACUUUUACGUUUCGUAUGGCGGAAAUCUUGUUAUGAGUUUGUUGCUUACCUUUUGGAUUAA
This is a messenger RNA of Daphnia magna, 1242 nucleotides long. RefSeq lists its product as uncharacterized. The record is from RefSeq and is a predicted model, not a curated record. The transcript has a single exon. Bases 10 to 1242 code for a protein of 410 amino acids. NCBI's taxonomy places the organism in Eukaryota, Metazoa, Arthropoda, Branchiopoda, Diplostraca, Daphniidae.